AUGUUCAAGAAGUUCAAGGGUGUAAGAAGGGGAGACACUCUCCGGGUUCCCCAAUUCUGGUCCAUGGUCAUACAGUCACACCUUAUUAUCACCUGCGGACCGAGUGCUCUCCACGAACUCUUCGACGGCAGUGUUGAGUUCAUCUCUGGGGACUACCUUCGUACGGACGGACCCAGUCUAGUUCAGGUCACCGAUUUCUACGGACAAGUCACGUACGUACCGCUCAAGCUGUGCUCAACAUACGUCGCACUACGUCGUAACAUUGAGAGCAAGUGUCUCGAAGACAGCGAAGAAGAUAGUGAAGACUAUGUCAUACAUCUGGGGUCAGAUGACUCAGUACUGGAGGCAGACCAAUGGCCACACAUCAUGAAAUCCGAACGAUCUGCAAUGAUCGUUUUGCGUCUCAAUCGGAAGAGCACGAGCAGGGAUAUGUCCUUGAUCGAUCGUUCACGUAGUGAACAAGGAAAGAUUGAGUAUGGUGAUCUAAGCUCCGAACAUAACUCAACAGAUGAAGACAAGACUAAAGCACUUAUCCUAAGGCGACAUUUCAACGAUGUCGAGCAGAGUCGCCAAUCGAAAUACGUUGGCGCAACCAGUGAGCUUUUAGCAAGGCAAGGUUAUGUCGUGAAUGACCCCGGCUCGCUCGUGGGUGGCAGCAACCCUAUUACUAGCCCGAAGCCGAUCAUCUUCCGCCGUCCAGAGCGUAUGGUAAGGCCACCUUUUGCACAAGAUGGCCUUCAUGUUGCCAGGGCCAUUACGUAUGAGAGCGAAAAUGCGGUUCACAUCAGCAGUAGUUCGUAUGCAUCCAUUGUUGGCACCAAAGAGCUUGCUGGUGAGGCUCUAUCGUUCGCGGAAAGAGUGAGUAGUACAUCAUUGGUCGGUGAUGCAGUCGAGACGCCGCACAGUUCAAGGGAGUCUCAUGUACCUGACAUCAUCGACAUAGAAGACGAGGAAAAACCCUCCGGCUCUUUCGAACUUGCGCCUGAUGUCCACGAUACGAAGGGAUACACAGAAAAAGAUGCUCAGUGUUCGUUCUCAUCAUCAUCUCGCUCAAUCAACGAGCGAGAUCAUCCUGAGUUUGAAGAGGAAGAGACCACGUUAGGAGCGAUACGGAAUGCGAUAUCAGAUUGUGAAGAGGGCGUGGAAUCUGGAGUAAAGGCCAAAGCUCGCUUUUCACAAAGUCAACCCAACUUGCACGUUGCCACACAAGACGCCCCAGGAUCAUUCAAAGGGGACGUAAAAGGGGAAGAGCUCGUUGACUCAGAUCUACGACUACAGGAUGAUGCGAAUAUAAUACAGGAAGAAAAGAGACGUCUCAGUAUCGAGGAUAACCCUGGAGACCUAAGGGAUCUUGUGGGUUUACAAGUCAAAGACCUUAAAGGACUAAUAAGUGAAGAAGUUGCUGCUGCGUUGAGGCACAACACUGAUCAAGUCAACCGAGAUGUCCAAAAGCAACUAGAGGUUGAGCUCCGCAAUCGGCUCGCCAAGUCUGGCCUCCUUCCAAAUCUUAUCGAAGCCAUCAUCAAACAAGGAACCGACACAGCACCCGGAAGAGAAGAGCGAUCUCUACCUAACUAUACCAGGAGGCGCAUCUCCAAAGGGAGCGUCAAGAAGGAUCGUGCGCUCAAACACAAGAGCGUCAAGAGCAGAAUCCGCCAAUGGAUGCUUCUCCGUCCGAACAUAACGAUAGAGCUUCACGCGAAAAAACUCUGGACAGAAAUCGCGCAGCCACGACGUAUCGGACGCGAGAAGUUUCCCCAAGUCCCAAGCUUACAAGAUUGA
Molecule: messenger RNA, 1782 nt
Organism: Alternaria infectoria
Lineage: Eukaryota; Fungi; Ascomycota; Dothideomycetes; Pleosporales; Pleosporaceae
Exons: 4
Coding region: 1-1782 (593 amino acids)
Source: RefSeq, a predicted model, not a curated record